Molecule: messenger RNA, 1452 nt
Organism: Prunus armeniaca (apricot)
Lineage: Eukaryota; Viridiplantae; Streptophyta; Magnoliopsida; Rosales; Rosaceae
Source: the annotation of a GenBank genome assembly
AUGGCUACAUUUGGUUUGACAGAGAAGCCACAUGCAGUUUGCAUACCAUACCCAGCUCAAGGUCACAUAACACCAAUGCUUCAAUUAGCCAAACUCCUCCACUACAAGGGCUUUCACAUUACCUUUGUGCACACAGAAUUCAACCACAGACGCCUGCUUAAAUCCCGAGGUCCCAACUCUCUUGAUGGCCUCCCAUUCUUCCGGUUUGAAACCAUUCCCGAUGGCCUCCCUCCAACCGAUGCCAAUGCCACCCAAGACAUAACUGCUCUAUGCCUUUCCACUAGUAAAAAUUGCUUAGCACCCUUCAGAGACCUUUUGUCAAAGGUCAAUUCUGUGCCUGAUUCCCCUCCAGUUACUUGUAUAGUUUCUGAUGGUGGCAUGACCUUCACUCUUGAUGCAGCCCAAGAAUUGGGCAUUCCGGAAGUUAUUUUGGAGACACUAAGUGCUUGUGGCUUGAUGUGCUACCUACAGUAUCGCCCUCUCAUUGAAAAGGGCUUAAUGCCUCUUAAAGAUGCUAGCUAUUUGACAAAUGGGUAUUUGGAUACUGAGAUAGAUUGGAUACCAGGCAUGAGAGGUAUCCGAUUGAGGGACAUCCCAAGCUUCAUCAGAACCACAGACCCAAAUGACUUCAUGCUGAAUUUUCUGUUGGUUGAGAUGGCAAGAGUUAAAAGAGCUUCUGCCAUUAUUUUGAACACGUUUGAUGCGUUAGAGCAUGAAGUUUUAGAUGGACUAUCAACUCUGCUACCACCUGUUUAUUCCGUUGGACCCCUACAUCUACAGCUUAAUCAGAUCCCAGCAGAUAACGAGUUGAAGUCCAUUGGAUCAAACCUGUGGACAGAAGAACCAAUGUGUCUUGAUUGGCUUGACUCUAAAGAACCUAACUCUGUGGUUUAUGUCAACUUUGGAAGUAUCACAGUCACGACAGCUGAGCAGCUGAUUGAGUUUGCUUGGGGACUUGCAAACAGCAACCAGACCUUUUUUUGGGUGAUCAGGCCUGACCUUGUUGGUGGGGAAGCAGCUGUGGUUCCACCAGAGUUUAUGGAAGAGACCAAAGAAAGGGGUCUAUUGGCAAGUUGGUGCCCUCAAGAACAAGUUCUGAGCCACCCAGCCGUAGGAGGGUUCUUGACACACAGUGGUUGGAACUCUACUCUUGAGAGUUUGUGUGGUGGAGUGCCCAUGAUCUGUUGGCCCUUCUUUGCAGAGCAACAAACCAAUUGUAGGUUCUGUUGCAAAGAGUGGGGCAUAGGCAUGGAGAUAGAGGGUGAUGUUAAAAGAAAUUACGUAGAGGGGCUUGUGAGAAAGUUAAUGGAGGGAGAUGAGGGCAAAGAGAUGAGGAAGAAAGCCUUGGAAUGGAAGAAGUUGGCAAAGGAGGCCACCAUUGGUCCAAAUGGGUUAUCUUUUGUGGGUUUGGACAAAUUGGUUAACCAGGUGCUUCUAUCUCCGAGGAAUUAG